Messenger RNA from Chara braunii, 1505 nucleotides. NCBI's taxonomy places the organism in Eukaryota, Viridiplantae, Streptophyta, Charophyceae, Charales, Characeae. The record is from the annotation of a GenBank genome assembly.
UCGGAAGAAGAGAUCGCAAAAGAAAUCAAAGAAAGAAAGAAAAAGGAGCCACAACGCCUAACGGAAUGAGGAUAGCAGGGAUGGACAUCGGAGAUGGAAAUUUGACCCCACAGGAGCGAGAACGUGUGAUAGAAAUCCUGAAGACAUGUGAUAAGGCCAUAGCUUUCAGUGACGCGGAGCGCGGUAGGGUUGACCCUCGAUACGCUAAGCCAGCAAGGAUUUACACGAUACCACAUGUUCCCUGGAAUGACGCAGGAUGGAAAUACGCCCAGAAGGAGAAGGAAGAAGUUAUAGCUUUUGUGAAAGAAAAGAUGGUUUCCCAUGUUGCGGAGCCGUCUGAUAGCGCUUAUGCUAAUCGAUGGUUCUUCCUACGAAAGCCGAAUGGCAAGAUCCGAUGGAUCCAGGACCUUCAGAAGGUCAACGUGGUGACGAUACGAGACGUGGGCUCCGUGCCACACUCCGAUUUACUGGCAGAAGGCGCUGCAGGUAGGUCGAUUUAUUCGGUCUGUAAUCUGUUCUUACGCUAUGAUGAGGUACCGCUUGAUCCUAGGGACAGGCACCUCACGACUAUGCAUAUGCCAUUGGGACUAAUACAGAUGAUGGUUGUCCCUAUGGGUUGGACUAAUGGGGUAGCCGUUUUUCAGAGAGCCAUGGUAGCCGUUCUCAAGGACUUCAUCUCUGAUAAGGUUGAAGUUUUUCUGGAUGACUUUCCUAUAAAAGGGUCAGUAAACAAGGAUGAGACAGAGGUUGCACCAGGAGUUAGAAGAUUCGUCAAGCAGCACCUAACGGAUAUUUGCGAGGUACUCGAGCAGCUGGACGAUGCGAAUUUAACGGUCAGCGGAACAAAGAGCCGAUGGACCGUCUCGACUAUUAAGAUCUUGGGCUUUAUCUGUGACUCGAGAGGACGCCGAGCAGAUAUGGCGAAGUUAGACAAACUCCUGAAUUGGCCGCCACCGUUACAUAGUCCAACCGAGGUCCGACAGUUUCUGGGAGUGGUAUAUUACUGGCGUAUAUUCAUACGGGGGUAUGCGGAGAAGGCUGAGCCAUUGAGGUUACUCCUUCGAAAGACUGGAAAAUUCUACUGGAAUUCCUCGCAGGAACUCGCUAUGCAAGAGCUUAAAGACGAAUUUAAGGAGGGAGGACGCGUACUGGGCGUGCCAUUCUUUGACGAUGAGACCGAGAGACCCUUCAUAGUAUCCACGGAUGCUGGACCGUGUUCGGUAGGUGGAUUGCUGUCUCAGAAGGACGCUGGAGGGAAAGAGAGAUCGUUAAGAUUUGAGAGUAGAACACUUAAUACGGCUGAGCGUAACUACAGUCAAUUCAAGAAGGAAGUGUUAGCUGUUCUGCGGUGUCUAGACACGUUCAGACACCAUAUCUAUGGCCGUCGGUUCAUCCUGAGAGUAGAUCCCACCGCGGUUGCCUCUGUUCUCCAGAAGGACUAUAGCCUGACAGACCCAACCAUUGCAUGAUGGUUAAUACGGAUUCGGCUAUAUGAUUAUACAGUA